GCGCUUCCUUGGUACUGCAAGAGCUGCUGCGGGCCCUCGGGGAGACCGUGGUGGAAUCAUGCAGAGGCGCGGCAGUGUGCGAAGUGCAAGCUGGGCAAGGGACUGGUCUUCCACAGCGUGCGCCAGCCCUCGGCCCCCUCCCAGCGGAAGAAGGGCAAUCAGGGCGGCAGCGGCAACGGCUACUGGGACGACUCCGUCAAGGUGGCCAAGCUCAAGUCCGAGCUCGCCGAGGCCCGCAAGCGGCUUGCCGCUGUGCAGAGGCCGCCGCCUGGCGGGGAGGACGUGCAGAUGGAGCCGGCCGCGGACGGAGACGGCCCCGAGUCCGUCGCCAAGGACAGGCUACGCGAGGUCGGCGACCUCAUCGGCAAGCUCAAGGGCAUCACCGAGCCGUCGGUCGUGGCCACGCGCGACAAGCUGCUGGCCGAGCAGGCCGAGCUGCGUGCUAAGGUGGCGGAGUCCCGACCGCUCGGACAGCGCUUGCGCGAGAUGGGAGCUCAGUUCACCAGGCUGCAGAAGCUGCGCGACGACCAGCAGACCAAGCUCGAUGGGCUGCAGGCGCAGUUGCGCGACCUGCAGGAGAAGGAACGGCUCACUCGGGACAAGCUGGCGGCCCUCGACGCUAGCAUGGAGGAGCUGGACCAGGAGCGCAAGAGGCUUCAAGGGCAGGUUCCGACGCCUGGCGACAAGGCGUCGCUCGACGAGCCGAUCAAGGGGGUUGGUGCCACGCUCGAGGGCCUCGGGAUCUUGCUCCAGAGCCUGGGCGCCGAUCACCAGCUGUCGGGCAGCCUCACGGCGAGCUUCCAGGAGCUGCAGAGGUUGCAGGAGGAGGAGGCGGCAAAGUUGGCUGCCCAGAGGGCGCAGGCUGAUGCUGGGGCCGAGGCUGGUCCCGACGUCGAGCAGGCCGAGCGGCAGGACGACGCGGCAGCGCCUCGCACACCACAGCCAUCUGCCUUCUCCGACGACCCUGAGUUCAUGGAGGAAGUCGUUGCGGCUGGGGGCGAGAAGCACAGGCUGGAGGAGAUCUUCAUGCGUUGGGGUGCCAAGGAACAUCAUGCCAAGGCCGAGGGCGAUGCUUUGGCGAAGUUGCAGAAUAAAGUAAGAGCUGCUGGGUACCAUGGUAUAUGGGAGCCCGCCCUACCUGGGCAGGGAGUUGGCAGCAGAGGCGGGGUUGCGGUGCUGGCCCCGCUGCGGGUGGUCAUCACCAAACCCCCAGGCCUGGACAGUCACGUGCUGCAGGAAGGCAGGAUGAUGGCGGCCCAUGUCCACGCUGGGGUGAAGGGCGGCUUCGUCAUGCUGUCGUGCUAUUUCAUUGUGGACGUCAAGCUGUCGCCCGAGAACCUGGCCAUGCUGUACAAGCUGUACCAGUAUGUCAGGUCGCUGGAGGCCAUGGGCGUUCCGUGGAUCGUAGGAGGCGACUUCAACAUGGAGGUAGGCGAGCUCGGCCCGUUGUCCUGGCUCCAGUCGGCCAAUGGCGUGGUGCUGGCGCCGAGAGAGCCGACUUGUCUUCAGAGCCUUCCUGGCCGCACCAUUGACAUGUUCAUGGUUUCUUGCCGUUUGCUGCCUCGCGUUCGGCAACCAGUGGUCGUCGACGCGGAGACGUGGCCGCAUCUACCAGUGACCAUGGAGCUCUCCGCCACGGCUUUUGACGCGAAGGUUCCCCCCCGACUGGGACCCGCCUUGGCGAUCAUCCAGAGCGCGUCGGACAGCGAGGGCAUCACCAGGGCCUGGGACGUCGUGCUCAGCGGCAUCGAGUUCGAGCUGCGGGGCCGCUACGACGUCGUGAAGGACGUGGCGGGGUACUCCACGGUGCCAGGCCCCCCGACCUUCGAGCUGGCGAGUUUUCACCCUGUCGUGAAAGGUGCCUGGAGCAGGAGGUCGGCGGACACCCAGGCCUGGGCGCAGGCUGCGCGCUGGGCUCGUCACCUCAGGAGGGUUCGAGUGGCCUUGCAGAGCUUCGUGCUCCAGCUUCGCCCGCAGCAGGUCUUCGAGCUCGGCAGCGUCGGCGAGGCGCACGUCGACGGAGUGCCUGGCCUGGGCGAUGGGGCACCCCCUGCUGCGGAGGACCUUUCGUGGGACGCCGUGCACUCCAAGGCGGCGCGCCACCUGCUGGAGUGCGUGAAUUUCUUCCAGAGAAUCUGGCGGAGGAAGGGAGUCUGGCCGCACCUGGACGCCGAGGCCGUCGGCUUCUUCUCGCGUGGCAUACUUGCCUUAGCGCAGGCAGACUUCGAGCAGCAGGUCGACCGCAUCCUGAGUAUCUCCUCCGAUGCUGAGGCCAAGCAUGAGAAGGCCGUGAUGCAGAGCUGGAGGCAGUGGGCGCAGGCAGCUUUUGUGGCUGGAGCCAAGGGAGCUCACCGAUUCAUGAAGCCCAAGGCUCUCCAGGAGAUCGUGGACGGAGGCAAUGGGCUACAACAUGGGUACGUACUGGCUGAUCGUAAGCUUGAAUACUGGGAAAGCUUCUGGGUGCGGCAUGGCGGUGAGCUGGCUCGCCGACCUGUUGAUGCUGACACUUGGGAGCAGCUGCCAAGGCUUGAGGCGGCCGACGUACUCAAGGCAAUCCGUUGUUUCUCUUGGCAGACAGGCGUCGGGCAGAUCAACAUCGCGCCCAGGGCCAUGGAGCACCUCUCCCACGGGGCGCUGACGGCCAUGGCGCGCCUCUUCGAGCGGUGCGAGCACCUCCUGCUGUGGCCAGACGGCAGAUUCCUCUCGAAGCUCGUGAGACUCCCCAAGCCAGGGGGUGGGGAGCGCCUGAUUGUGCUGAUGAACACGCUGGUCAGGAUCUGGGGACGGGCGAGGCGGCCUGUCUCGGCAGCGUGGGAGAAGGCCCAUGCGCUCCCAGAGGUCUGGGGCCACACUGGAGGCAAGUCGUCGAGUGAUGCGGCCUUUGAUUUGGCGCUCACCAAGGAGAUGGCGACCCUGUGCGAUGACGACGCCAUCAUUGUGCUGCUGGACAUGCUCAAAUGCUACGAGCUGGUCAGGCAUGAUGCCAUUUUGUUGGAGUGCAGGGCCAAUGGAUACCCUAUGCGAAUGGCGUUCAUGCUCGUGCAGAUGUACCAGCAGCUGCGUUCGGUGUACUCGUAUUCUUCGUAUUCAGUGGCGCGCAGGGCGUAUCAGGGCAUCCUGGCAGGCUGCACCCACGCCACUACGCUUCUCAUGGUGUUGUUGACUCGCAGCAUUCGCCAGACGAUGUCGGUCGCUCCUCAGGUUCAGCCCAAGGACUUGGUGGACGACGUCGCGCUGUGCUGGGUCGGCAACGACCCGAGCGGGGUGCGAGAAAUGGCCAUUGCCACUCGUGCGUUCUGCAGGGCUGUCUGGCCCCUCGGGCUGGUGCUGCAGAUGGAUAAGUCUGGGCACCUUACGACGUCCAGGCGCACCAGCUACCACUUUCAGAAGUACGCUAGGCUGCUGAAGAUCGCUGGCAAGAGGCACAUGCGGUAUCUUGGCCACGACCUAGCUGGGUCGUCGGCCACAAGGGCCGUGCAGAAGGGACGCCUGAAGGCCAUGCACGGCAAGAAGGCCAGCGUUCGAGCACUGCAGAAGGGAGCAGGACGACAGCGGGCGGCUCGGCUCUGGGCCACGGGUGUGCUGCCAUCCGUGGGGCACGGAGCCACGGUCAGCGGCAUCAGCGACACGGAGCUGCAGCAGAUGAGGACCAUGGCUGGCGUCUUCUGUGGCUACAAGGGGUCGGGCUCCCUGACGCUGUACCUGGCCGCGCAGCAGUGGAGCUUCGACCCCAUAUUCCACGCUACCUUCAGCAUCGUGGGGCAGUACGCGGCGGGGGUGUGGGAUGGGCGGGUGACGCUCUCCCGACUGCAGCGGGCCUGGAGAGUCAACUGGAACAUGGCAAGUUCUACAAUCUUGGUUGACGAUGAGGGCCUGCAUAUCAGUUUGCUGCAGUAUUGUCCCAGUGAGGUGCUGUUUUUCCUGCGUCGCAGCCUCGACCGUUGGCAGAGCCAUCGUAUCCUCGACCAGCUGCCUGAGGCGCCCCCAGCCGAUGGUGACGGCAGGCGGCAGCAGCAUGUGUGGCUUCGUGCGCUUCGACUGGGACACGCCUCCUUGGCGCCUGGCCACAGAGGGGCUCUGGCCAAGCUGCAGUCCAACGGGUUCUGGUCGCCGCAGCGCCGCAUGCAGGCUGGCUACGGCGGCGACGGUUCGUGCGAGUUCUGCGGGGAGGCCUGCUGCGACCUCGAGCAUGAGAUCUUCGGCUGCAAGGUAUUGCAUCAGCAGCAGGAGGACGAGGAGACGGAGCCGUACCCCGAGGAGGUGGCCAAGAGGAGGAAGGACAUCCUGGAGGCAGCCCCGUGGCGCGACGGGGGCCAGGUGCAGGACUUCUCGGCCAUCGACGUGCUCUACGCGCUGCCCCUGAGGCCUGUUUUCAGGCCGCUGCCUGCACGUGCUCAGGCUGAGCGCGAGUGGGGGGCGAUCGACAUGCCGUGGCCGUCGAAGUUGUACGGGGACGGGUCCUGUCUUGAAAGUGAUUUCCCUGAGGAACGGCGCUGUGGCUGGGCCGUCGUGGCACUGACCCGAGACCUGUGGCCAUACAAAGCUUUGUUCGGGAGCCUGGGGGGCCCUAUCCAGACGGUGCCCAGGGCCGAGCGCGUUGCUGGUCUCAAGGCCCUGCAGAGGGCCCAGAGGCCAGCCACGUACGUGACUGAUCAUUUACAGCUGCAGGUCGAGGGAAUGGCCUGGGAGGGUCGUCAUGCUUCUGCCAGAGCGCCUCACGCGUCCAUCUGGCGGAGCAUCCACGAGCUGUAUAGAGGCGACCCUGUCAGGCCCGUGUUUGUUUGGACGAAGGCCCAUCGGACCGUCAUCGAGGGGUUUGAUGCCUGCCUGGCUUCCCAGGAGCCCCUGGAGCAUUUUUUCGGUAAUAUGUGGGCUGAUGUUUUCGCCCGCGUGGCUGCGGCAGAUUUCCUUGGAUCCACCUCCGUGGUCAAG
Messenger RNA from Prorocentrum cordatum, 4932 nucleotides. The record is from the annotation of a GenBank genome assembly. Lineage: Eukaryota; Dinophyceae; Prorocentrales; Prorocentraceae.